Caenorhabditis bovis is the source of this 2445-nucleotide messenger RNA. Lineage: Eukaryota; Metazoa; Nematoda; Chromadorea; Rhabditida; Rhabditidae. The record is from the annotation of a GenBank genome assembly.
AUGUUUGGGUUCUUCUGCACGACAUUUAUGCGUAUGCAUCUGGCAAUAACAAUGACGUGCAUGGUUAAUUCAACCGCCCUGAUACUUGAAUCAACAUUAGAAUCGGAUCUAAUGAAUGGGACAUUAAUUGAAGAAGUCAAGGCUGUUUCAGAUGGAGUUUGUGAUGUACAAGAUGGAAAUAAUUUAAAAAAAGUGAUUGUUGAUUACGGUGGAGAACUUGUUUGGACCAAUCAGGAACAGAAUUUGAUCUUCUCCGGAACAUUUUGGGGCUCCAUUAUUACUGUUCUUCCAUCAAUGUUUUUCAUUAAUCGUCAUUCACCGAGAUUAGUUCUUCAAGCAGCGAUCGCUGUUUAUAUCGGGAUGACUAUACUGACACCUUAUCUAGCCUUAAACUACGGGCCGUAUCCAGUGUUUGCUUCGAGAUUUAUUAUGGGACUUGGUGAAGGAUUUAUUUUGCCAACAAACAAUGCUCUUUUAGCGAAUUGGUUUCCAAGCGCCGAAAGAAGUACUGCAAUUUCUCUUUUCACUACAGGAAAUCAAUUAGCAGGAGCUGGAGGUAAUCCAAUUGCCGCAUCACUAUGUGCUUCCUCUUAUGGAUGGGAAUCGGUUUUCUAUUUUAUCGGAGGAAUCUCAAUUAUUUGGUCAGUGAUUUGGACAGCAACAUCGUCAAAUCAGCCGUCGAAAUGUAAAACUAUGAACAAAAUCGAACGUCAAUACUUAGAAGCAAAUGUGAUUCGAAGAAGCAAUAAAACACAGAAGGAUCAAAAUGUUCCCUAUGGAAAAAUUCUGCGAUCUCCAGCUUUCUGGGCUCAACUUCAAUGCCAGUUCGUGAUUAAUUCUGUUGUAACUUUGUUCCAAAUAUACCUUCCAUCAUAUUUCAAGGAUGUUCUGCAUCUCGGAGUAAUUGCAAAUGGAACAUAUACGUCUGUACCAAACAUCGUCAAUUUCGCAAUAAAAAUUGUAUGGAGUAUUCUCAUUGAUAGAGCAAAAGAGAAAAAGAAAAUUAAUCCAACAGUAGCUGUGAAAUUGUCGCAAAGUGUUGCAAACUUCGGUGCUGCAACGGCCCUAAUAUGCAUUGCAUUCUUCGUGGAUUGUACAAAUCCCACGCUCGCAUUCAUCAUUUUCUGUUUCAUGUAUGGAUGUAUGGGAACGUUCGUAAGCGGUUUCUACACUUCAUUGCUCUCAUUAGCACCAAGAUAUACCGCUACUAUGUCUUCGAUAUCAGUGUUUUGCGCGAUGAUGGGUAGAUUAUUAACUCCGGCAAUUGUGGGAUUAAUUAAAAAAGAGGGAAAUCUGGCGGAGUGGCAAAUGCUCUUUUUAUUGUCAGCUUUUGCGAAUGUAAUGUGUGGUGUCAUAUUUCUGAUUUUCGGAUCAGGAGAAUUACAAGAUUGGGGUAAAGAAGAUGAGGAAAAAGAAAUGCAGAAAAUCGAAGAAAAACAGAAUCUCAAAGACGAAAAUGUUGUUGAAAAUGAGACUUUCGAAACGCCAGAAAUCGUUAUAAACGAAAUAACGUUAACCACCGAAGAAAGAGAAGAGUUCAAACGGCGAAUUCGUGAAGAUUCGAUUUAUGAGCAUUGGUUUUAUUCUUUAACAGCGGUUUUAUGCAUUUCCGCGGCGCCCUGUGUUUUACUUUUCUUUAUUCCCGCUCAACAUGCAAACGGAGCACUUUUAAACAUUCUAUUGGCGUUUGGAGCUGGAGGUCUCCUUGGAGAUGCAAUUCUUCACAUUAUUCCGCACGCUCUUCACGGUCAUGAACAUCAACACAACGAAAUCGACGAACACAAUCAUACAAGCGAGUUGAAAGUAGGAGUUUUUGUUAUUCUGGGAUUGCUCGUAUUUAUGAUGAUUGAAUUAAUCGUCCGAAUAAUUAAAAAUGAUGAUCAUCAUAAUCACGCGCACGAAAUGGUGCAUCUUAAUCAAACAAAAGACAAUACCGAUGAAAAAGAACAGAAGCCAGAGAAUAUAAAAGUAACAGCUUAUUUGAAUCUCGCCGCAGAUUUUAUUCAUAACUUGACAGAUGGUUUGGCAAUCGGAGCUUCGUUUUCAAUCGGAACAACAACUGGGUUGCUAACAACUUCGACAGUAUUCCUUCACGAACUACCACACGAAGUCGGGGAUUUUGCGAUACUAGUACAAGCUGGAUUUUCGAAAUGGGAGGCUAUUCGACUGCAAUUGGUCACUGCUCUUGGUGCUGUUACUGGAUGUCUAAUAGCUCUUCUUGUUUCUGAUCCCGGACAAAUUGCUAGUGGCACACAUACAAGCUGGAUAAUGCCAUUUACAGCUGGAGGGUUCAUCUAUAUCGCAACGGUGUCCGUCAUUCCUGAGCUUCUUGAAAUAAAGUCUUCAAAUAGCUGUCGAUAUAUGUUGUUCAUCCAAUCGCUGGCGAAUAUCUUUUUUAUAUGCCUUGGAGUUGCAAUGAUGUAUUGUAUUGCGAUUUUCGAAUGA